UGAUGCUCUAUUUCUUCAGCAGCCUCGAAAAUGCGCAUAAACAAACUUCCCGAUAAUCCAAAUGUGUCAAAAUUCUUCAGAACUACAAGCGAAAGCUCGAGUUCCAAUUGGAGAACCCAAAUCAAUCAAACCCAAUUAGUUUCGCAAGCAUCCACAGUUGUCUUGCAGAGACACCCCAAAUUAUGGGCUUCACUCCUCAAACCCCUUCAAAUUUCGUCCAAUUUAACACCAUCUCUGUUUCACCAAAUCUUGAAUAGAAUCCGAACCCAACCAAAACUCUGUUUCGAUUUCUUCAAUUGGGCGCGGGAAAACCUCGAUUUCAAGCCCGACAUCGCUGCUCGAUGCGAGCUCACCCGAAUACUAUUCGGGUCCGAAUUGUCUAAGCUUGGUAAGCCAAUCUUGAAUUCCAUUGUUCUAGAUUACCCACCAGCCACGAUUGUUUCUUUGUUCCAACCGCGCCGAAAUGCCGACUUUCAGAAUAUAUCCCCGGUUUUGAAUCAUGUAAUUGAAUGUUAUUACAGCGAACAAAUGUAUUUUCAAAGCUUGGAGUUUUAUCUGAUGGUUAGGAAGAAUGGGGUUCGAUUGAGUGUGGAUGCCAGUAAUAAAUUAUUGAAAUUUUUGGUUGAUAAGAAUGAACUGAGGUUAGCAUGGUGCUUUUAUGCUUCGAUUAUUAGAGAUGGGAUUUCAGGGAACCAUUCUACGUGGUCUCUGAUUGCGAAGAUUUUUUAUAAAGAUGGGAAGUUUGAGAGGAUUGGUAGAAUGUUUGAUGUGGGAGUAUACACUCGUGAGAUGUUCGAUUUGAUAAUUGAUGGUUAUAGCAAAAGAGGAGAUUUUGGAGCUGCUUUCGAUUAUCUGCGUGAAUCUAUUGGUAAAGGAAUUGAGCCGAGUUUUCGUACUUACAGCUCGAUUCUAGAUGGUGCUUGCAGGUAUAAUAAUAGACAAGUGAUUGAGAAUGUGUUAUCUUUUAUGGUAGAGAAGGGGCAUAUCUCAAAACCUCAUGCUUCUGAUUAUGAUCUGACCAUCAAGAAGCUUUGUGGUGUGGGAAAAACAUUUGCAAUGGAUCUGUUCUUCAAGAGGGCUUGUGAUGCUAAAGCCGAACUAGAGCAUGCUACGUAUGAGUGUAUGUUUAUGGCGUUGCUGUGCGAGGAAAGUAGAGUGGAGGAUGCAAUUGAGUUGUAUAACAUCAUGCAGGGCAAGCAAAUUUUAUUAAGUAAGAGUUGUUACAAUGAGUUUCUGAUUACUCUUUGCCAACAGAAGCCGUCGUUGCAAAUCAGCAACUUGUUAGUUGAUAUAAUAAGAAGGGGCGUCGUAUCCAUAUCUCCGGCCAAAGAACUUUCUAACUAUGUCCAUAAACAGUGUGCAGAGCGGCAAUGGCGAGAGGCAGAGGAACUAUUGGACUUGAUUCUGGAUCAAGGAUGGUUGCUCGAUCCUGUGUGCUGUGGCUCUUUCGUGAGACAUUACUGCUCAACCAGACAGAUUGAUAGAGCGAUUUUGCUGCAUUGUAAGUUGGAGGAGUUGAAGGGCACUUUGGCAACGGCAACAUAUAACAUACUUGUUGCUGCAUUAUUUAAAAGGAGGAGAAGUGAAGAAGCGAUAAGGUUGUUUGAUUAUAUGAAGACAUGCAAAACAGUGGAUAGUGAAAGUUUUGUACUCAUGAUAAGAGGUCUCUGCCACGAAAAGGAAAUGAGGAUAGCCAUGAAAUUGCAUGAUGAAAUGUUGGAAUUGGGGCUCAAGCCUGAUCAAAUAACGUAUAAGAGGUUAAUCACAGGUUUCAGAUGAAUCGUCGAGGAUUCUUCAAUGAUUCAUCUCCUGUUAGAGAGAUGCAAUGUGACUCUUACAAUUUCUAAUUGUACAGUAAGAUGAGAAGGACUAAAUUUUUGUGAGUGAUCCCUCUGUCCUUUGGCUAUUUAUGCCUUAAUUUAUCCUUUGCUCUCACUCUGAUUUUCUUCUGUUUUUCCUUUUUGUAAUUCAGUAGUAUCCUUUUGUUUUUGUACUUGUAAGCUAAAAACUUGGUGAUAUUUACGGCAUGUCGCCACUUUUGAUUUGAGUAA
Salvia miltiorrhiza (redroot sage) is the source of this 2051-nucleotide messenger RNA. Its product is annotated as pentatricopeptide repeat-containing protein At4g21170. The record is from RefSeq and is a predicted model, not a curated record. Gene Ontology annotation, molecular function: protein binding. The transcript has a single exon. The coding region runs from base 31 to 1779 and encodes 582 amino acids. NCBI's taxonomy places the organism in Eukaryota, Viridiplantae, Streptophyta, Magnoliopsida, Lamiales, Lamiaceae.